This is a messenger RNA of Menidia menidia (Atlantic silverside), 2265 nucleotides long. The record is from the annotation of a GenBank genome assembly. Lineage: Eukaryota; Metazoa; Chordata; Actinopteri; Atheriniformes; Atherinopsidae.
UUGGACAAUUUUGACACAAAAGGAGACACAAAAGGAGGCUGCCAUCCAUGGCUUAAUGGUCUACCUAAGGAAAAGGAGGAGCAACUCUUCAAAGAUGAGGAUGGAGAAGGGGACAGUAUGGACCAACUGAUGAAGAUUGUCACAACACGAGGUGGCUUGGAUCCAGCCCAUGCAAGGAUCAUCAUAGAGGGAACAGAGGUCUUAACAGGUAAAGUGGCUAUUUCUGCCCAGAGCGAGACUGAGAUCGCCAAACGCCUCAACGCUAUUCUGGCUCAGAUCAUGCCAUUCUUGUCACAAGAGCACCAACAGCAGGUGGCUCAGGCCGUCGAACGGGCCAAACAGGUGACCAUGACCGAGCUAAAUGCUAUCAUCGGGGUACGUGGACUUCCCAAUCUGCCUCUGACUCAGCAGCCGCCGCCUCAUGUCGUCUAUCCAGCCUUCAUGCAGCAGCAGCUUCAGGCCCAGCAUCUCUCCCACGCGGCCCACGGGCCCCCGGUCCAGCUGCCCCCCCACCCCUCAGGCCUGCCCCCCCCCGGGAUCCCCCCCGUGACGGGCGCCGGCUCCGGCCUGCUGGCCCUGGGAGCCCUGGGCAGCCAGGCCCACCUGCCUGUGAAGGAUGAGAAGAACCACCACGACCUGGAGCACCGAGAACGCGAGUCCAGCACGAAUAACUCGGUGUCGCCGUCGGACAGCCUGCGGGCGGCCAGCGAGAAGCACCGCAGCUCCUCAGACUACGGCCUCGACUCCAAGAAACGCAAGGUGGACGACAAAGACAGCAGAUAUGACAGUGACGGAGACAAAAGUGACGACUUGGUGGUGGAUGUUUCCAAUGAGGAUCCGGCCACGCCUCGAGUCAGCCCCGCUCACUCGCCCCCCGAAAACGGCCUGGAUAAGUCGAGAGUGCUGAAGAAGGACGCCGCCCCCAACAGCCCCGCCUCCGUGGCCUCCUCGGGCAGCACGCCGUCCUCCAAGGCGAAGGACCACGCCCACAACGACAAGUCGUCCACGCCGAGCCUCAAGUCCAACACGCCCACGCCGAGGAACGAAGCGCCCACGCCCGGAACGAGCACCACCCCGGGACUACGGCCCCUAACGAUGGGAAAGCCACCCGGCAUGGAGGCGCUAGCCGCCCCGGCUCUGCGCACGCCUCUGUCCAUCGCCGGUUCUUACGCAACCCCCUUUGCCAUGAUGGGUCACCAUGAGAUGAACGGGUCCCUGACCAGCCCGGGCGUGUACCCGGGCCUCAUCUCCCCCCAGAUGAGCGCGGCAGCCGCCGCCGCCUACGGCCGCUCGCCCAUCGCGGGAUUUGACCCUCAUCCUCACAUGAGAGCUUCAGGCCUCUCGGCGAGCCUCACUUCCAUUUCUGGAGGAAAACCGGCUUAUUCUUUCCACGUGAGCGCUGACGGGCAGAUGCAGCCCGUUCCCUUCCCUCCGGACGCGCUGAUCGGCCCGGGCAUCCCGCGCCACGCCCGGCAGAUCAACACGCUGAGCCACGGCGAGGUGGUGUGCGCCGUCACCAUCAGCAACCCCACGCGGCACGUCUACACCGGAGGAAAAGGCUGCGUCAAGAUCUGGGACAUCAGCCAGCCGGGCAGCAAGAGCCCCGUGUCCCAGCUGGACUGCCUGAACAGGGACAAUUACAUCCGCUCCUGCAAGCUGCUGCCCGACGGCCGCACCCUGAUCGUGGGCGGCGAGGCCAGCACGCUGACCAUCUGGGACCUGGCCUCGCAGACGCCGCGCAUCAAGGCGGAGCUCACCUCCUCCGCCCCCGCCUGCUACGCGCUCGCCAUCAGCCCCGACGCCAAGGUCUGCUUCUCCUGCUGCUCCGACGGGAACAUCGCCGUCUGGGACCUGCACAACCAGACCCUGGUCAGGCAGUUCCAGGGCCACACGGACGGGGCCAGCUGCAUCGACAUCUCCCACGACGGGACGAAGCUGUGGACCGGAGGUCUGGACAACACGGUGCGCUCCUGGGACCUGAGGGAGGGCCGCCAGCUGCAGCAGCACGACUUCACCUCUCAGAUCUUCUCUCUGGGCUACUGUCCCACCGGGGAGUGGCUGGCUGUGGGCAUGGAGAGCAGCAACGUGGAGGUGCUGCACCACACCAAACCCGACAAAUACCAGCUGCACCUGCACGAGAGCUGCGUGCUCUCGCUCAAGUUCGCCUACUGCGGUAAAUGGUUUGUGAGCACAGGGAAGGACAACCUGCUGAACGCAUGGAGGACUCCCUAUGGAGCCAGCAUAUUCCAGCCGCCGUGGCUGUGA